AUGGAUUCAACGAAUCCCUUCUUUCAGUCUUCUUCUUACUUAAACUUGCUUAACAGUCAAGAAGAAGGUGGUUUAAAUGAUAACUUUCAUUGGGAAAGUUAUCCACCUUCUGGACAGAGCUCCCAACCUUCUCCUCGCAGCUCCCAACCUUCAUCUCAAAGCUCCCAACCUUCUGAGGCGCCAACUCUUUCGCAAGAAACACCAUUGGAGCGCAAGGAGAGAAAGACAUGGACACCUGCUGAUGAUGAAGUCUUGAUCUCCGCAUGGCUCAACACUUCCAAAGAUCCCAUCGUUGCAAAUCAACAAAAGGGAGGAAGCUUCUGGCAAAGGAUUCAAAAAUACUAUGCUGACACUCCUCAUGCUAGAAAUGGUGGUGAACAGAUGUUGACGACACAUUGCAAGCAGCGUUGGCACAAGAUAAAUGACCAAACUAACAAGUUCUGUGCGGCAUUCGCAGCUGCGGAGAGACUGAACAGCUCUGGUCAUUCUGAAAAUGAUAUCUUAAAGCAUGCGCAUGAUAUCUACUUCGAUGCCCAUAAGAAGAGAUUUAACCUUGAACAUGCUUGGUUUCGGUUAAGGUUUGAGCAGAAAUGGCUCACACUAAACACCAUUAACACGCCCCCAUCCCAGCCUGCAACAAAGAGGAAACAAGCUGCCGAAGGUUCACAAUCAUCAAGCUGCAAUGUUGAGGAGUAUGAGAAAAGGCCAGAAGGGAUUAAGGCUGCGAAGGCGAAGAGGAACAAUGCUCAGUCCACAAACGUGAAGACUCUUGCUGAGUAUAAGAGCAUGUGGGAUGUCAAGAAAGAGGAAUUGGCUGAAAAGGAGAAACUGCAGAAGCUGGCCAUCCUAGAUACUCUCUUAGCCAAAAAAGAACCUUUAAAUGCUAGUGAAGAAGUUAUUAUGAAGAAGAUAGUGUCCCAGUAUUUCUGA
Molecule: messenger RNA, 930 nt
Organism: Camelina sativa (false flax)
Lineage: Eukaryota; Viridiplantae; Streptophyta; Magnoliopsida; Brassicales; Brassicaceae
Source: RefSeq, a predicted model, not a curated record